Messenger RNA from Aspergillus udagawae, 540 nucleotides. Its product is annotated as putative chaperonin (GroES/Cpn10). The record is from RefSeq and is a predicted model, not a curated record. Bases 1 to 540 code for a protein of 179 amino acids. Gene Ontology annotation, molecular function: ATP binding; protein folding chaperone; structural constituent of cell wall. Gene Ontology annotation, biological process: protein folding. The transcript has 5 exons. Lineage: Eukaryota; Fungi; Ascomycota; Eurotiomycetes; Eurotiales; Aspergillaceae. Gene Ontology annotation, cellular component: fungal-type cell wall.
AUGCUCUCCCGCACCAUCCUCGCCGCCCUCGUUAGCGCUGCCUGCUUCGCGACCGUCAACGCGCAGACCUGCAGCGCUAGCAACAAAAAAUGCUGCCAGCAACUUGAGGACUCGAAAAGCCUUGAUGCUAAUGCCCUGAACUUGCUCCAAGUUUUGGACGUGGACGUUGAUGCCCUGACCGGCCUUGUCGGUGUGCAGUGCACCAACAUUAUCGGCAAUAGCUGCAGUGCGAACGCUGCUUGCUGCACCGGCAACAACUACUAUCUCUGUCCGAAGGAAAACACCGUGAUCAUCCUGCCUGAAGAUGAGAUCACGCAUGUCGGAACGGCAAGUAUGGGGACGAAGCCCAUGAAGCCUGCGCGGGGGGUUGUAUUGGCGGUUGGCACGACCAAGGCGCCGGGGAAUGGAGGACAGCAUGCGAUGGAUGUGAGGCUGGGGGAUUUGGUGAUUUAUACCAAGGGGAAAGGGAAGGAGGUGAAGGUUGAUAAUGAUGAGUAUUUGCUUCUUGAUCGGGAUGAAAUUCUCGCUGUUGCAGAUUGA